Messenger RNA from Saccharomyces paradoxus, 1158 nucleotides. It is a transcript of the gene STP22, whose product is annotated as ubiquitin-binding ESCRT-I subunit protein STP22. Bases 1 to 1158 code for a protein of 385 amino acids. The transcript has a single exon. Gene Ontology annotation, molecular function: ubiquitin binding. The record is from RefSeq and is a predicted model, not a curated record. NCBI's taxonomy places the organism in Eukaryota, Fungi, Ascomycota, Saccharomycetes, Saccharomycetales, Saccharomycetaceae. Gene Ontology annotation, biological process: protein transport; protein modification process; endosome to lysosome transport. Gene Ontology annotation, cellular component: ESCRT I complex.
AUGUCUGCAAACGGCAAGAUCUCUGUUCCCGAGGCAGUGGUCAAUUGGCUGUUCAAGGUCAUCCAGCCCAUUUAUAACGACGGAAGAACAACUUUCCACGAUUCUUUGGCGCUACUGGACAAUUUCCAUAGUUUAAGGCCAAGAACAAGGGUAUUUACGCACUCCGACGGCACUCCGCAAUUGCUGUUAUCCAUAUAUGGUACCGUUGGAACUGGUGGGAAUGGCUCAUCUCCUAAUAGCAUCCCUGUGAUCAUGUGGGUGCCUAGUAUGUACCCGGUAAAACCUCCCUUUAUAAGUAUAGACUUGGAAAAUUUCGACAUGAACACCAUCAGUAGUUCCUUGCCCAUUCAAAAAUACAUUAACUCUAAUGGCUGGAUCGCACUGCCUAUAGUCGACUGUUGGGAUCCUGCCGCGAUGAACCUUAUAAUGGUCGUACAAGAAUUAAUCAGUCUCUUAAAUGAGCCGGCGGAAGAUCGCGUGCCCAGUCUACCGCCCAAACCCAACACACAGCUCCAACUGGCGCGAACCACUCCCCCACUACCCCCGAAGCCCAAGUCCUCACACUUAAAACCGCCAUUGCCUCCACCUCCACCACCUCAACCGCCAUCCAACGCACUGGACCUUAUGGACAUGGACAAUACGGAUAUUUCCCUAACCAACCAUCACGAAAUGCUACAAAACUUACAAUCCGUAGUCAAUGAGUUAUACAGAGAGGAUAUAGGCUAUGUAGCGGACAAGAUACUGACGAGACAGACCAUUAUGCAAGAAUCUGUCGCCAGAUUUCAUGAAAUGAUCGCCGUCGACAAGAACCAUCUACGAGCCGUUGAGCAGGCUAUCGAGCAGACCAUGCACUCGCUAAAUGCGCAGAUAGACAGCCUGACCGCCGAAAGGGCCAAAGUCCAACAGUUUGGCUCCACGUCGCGUGUCGACGACGAGGACGUGAACUCUAUAGCAAUAGCACAAACAGAUGGACUCAAUCAGUUGUACAACCUCGUUGCCAAGGACUACGCUCUCACAGACACCAUUGAGUGUCUAUCUAGGAUGCUGCACCGUGGCACCAUCCCCCUCGAUACUUUUGUUAAGCAAGGACGUGAGUUAGCACGCCAGCAAUUCCUUGUGCGAUGGCAUAUCCAACGAAUCACCUCACCGUUAUCGUGA